AUGGCGAACAAAUCUGGCGUGUUCUUCCCUAUGUACCAGCGAGAAGCAAUGUGGAUCUCAUUUGAGGCAAAAAGCAAGUUCGCCAUACGUGUCUUCGUUGGAGGUAUCAAUGCGGUAUCUGGUCGGCCUUGGAAUGCACCACCAAGAACCACGGAUGCGAAGCAAGACUAUAUUGUAGCGCCGCCGCAGGAAUGGCUUGAUGGCAUUGCCGUCUCGAAGGACACGGUUAAGCAGUUCGUUGCCAUGCCCAUUGGUACCGGGUACUCCAUCGAGAAGCAGCUGACAGGUAAAGAGGACAUUGGCGGACUUCAACUUGAGAUCACCCCUUCUGGCGGGAAGCUGGAGGUAAGGCGUACGCGUGGUUCGUACGAUAAUCCUAGCCUCACGCUGUCGAAAUCCCCACGUCAAUGCGGUAUAUCGGCAGGAAGCGAAGUGUUCUUGAAGAACAUGGGAAACGGAUUCCCCACUCUUGGAGGCAAGGAGCGUGAGAUCCGCCCAAGAUUACUGCGCGAGCUUCGCGUUGAUUCUGAUGGUCCACUACAGCCCAACCUGCCAUUAACAGCACUAUACAGCGUUCGCCUCAAAAUCAUCGACUCUACGAACUUUCGCAAACACGCUGUCGUCACGCAGGAAUUUUCUCCCUUUGUACUGUUUGAUGAGGUACGAAAGAGAACCAUAUUGAAAGACAUGCCGCUCUCCAACUUUGAGCUCCACCACGACGGGAAACGGCUUGAAUCAUGGUCCAAACUUGUUGAUGCUGGCCUCUCGGAUAACGCUGUUAUUGAUGCCCGGAUCAAAUCUGAGUAUGAGAAGCCGAAGCGAAAUUUGGGGCUUGGCUGGUUCCGCCAGCGAAAGCAUCAAGAUGUUAUGUCUCAGAGGCAGUCGUAUCAGUCGUAUCAACCGCAGUCGCAUUACUCGUAUCCACAGCCGAUGCUGCCUCAGUCGUAUCCACUGGGUGGGGUGUUUACCCAGGGCAUGGACAUACAAAGCGCUCCUCUGCCAUCCUUCGCUAAGGAGGACACCACUGGCUGGUCCAUGGGCCUGGCUGCCGGCGGCCGUCUCCGCCAGCAAAUCCUGCCGGACAGCGAAAGACCCUACACCUGGAACAAGUCGGGCACCUCGGUUGUAAGCGUGCAGAUUCCUAAUUCCGUCGCCUUCGAGGGCCUGAUGGGCAUACUAACCCCACCUUCUCCGAUCACGCUGGAGCAUUACGUUGCUGCUGGUUAUCUAUUCUACGAGUUUUACCGCGAAAUGGCGGCCGCUACUACUGGGCAGCAUUAUUUCAGACAAAUCAAGAGCAUUGGGGAGAUCGACUUCGCUGCCGGGGAUGUACAGGUGGGGACGUCGGUUGCGGUGUCCCAGAAGGUCGCGUGUACCUCUUGCAGGAAGAGGUUGUGCGAUAGCAUGUAA
Molecule: messenger RNA, 1410 nt
Organism: Coniosporium apollinis CBS 100218
Lineage: Eukaryota; Fungi; Ascomycota; Dothideomycetes
Exons: 2
Coding region: 1-1410 (469 amino acids)
Source: RefSeq, a predicted model, not a curated record